This is a messenger RNA of Lindgomyces ingoldianus, 2073 nucleotides long. RefSeq lists its product as uncharacterized. The transcript is spliced from 8 exons. Bases 49 to 2073 code for a protein of 674 amino acids. The record is from RefSeq and is a predicted model, not a curated record. Lineage: Eukaryota; Fungi; Ascomycota; Dothideomycetes; Pleosporales; Lindgomycetaceae.
CUCUCCUCUACUCUCAGAUAAUCUAAUCCCCAGGAACCUCACUCUGCAAUGUCUGACACAUGCCCCUUCCUGCAGCUUCCCCUCGAGCUGCGGGAGGAGAUUUAUUCCUACUAUUUCGACCCCGCAUCUCGACUCUCACCCGGAGAGCUCGGAGGUGUACAGUACAAGUUCGAAUUCAGUCUGUACCGGGUCAGUAAGCAAGUGUACACAGAGGCGCAAACCGUCUUCCGCCGGCGGAAUGUCUUCGUGCGCAUCGAGACGCCGUGGUCGGAAGCCGUCAAGCACAUUGCACAUGACAAUUUUGUGCCCAUUGUCGCUGCGGCAAACAGGGACCUGUUCCGGUAUCACCACGGGCUCAUCUCCAUCAAUGCCCCCGCCCUCGAUGAUCUCCACGCAAUCAUCAUCCUGGUCGAUGACCUACAUCUGUUUGCCCAAGUGUGGUACUACUCGGCGCUCAACUGGCCCAAUCUAAAUGAACAUCUCCGCGUCACCUUCGUGCUACAAGACCCCUACUACUCCGCGGAUCCCAAGCCGAUACCGAUUGUACUACAGAAGCGGCUCCUGCUGCCGUUCGAGAACGUAAAGGGGCUGUAUGAAGUCGAGGUGCAAGGCUAUGACGAGGGCGUAAAGCUAGAGUUAGAGCGACGCAUGGCAAUACCGUACGACAGCGUUCAGGCAUGCUGUGAAAGGAGCACCGCCUUCAUGGAGUCGGGCGACCGCGCAAUGGCAGAAGGCCGCCCUGACCAAGCCCUCCAGCUCUAUGUCAAGGCCCUGCACGCCAUCCACAUCAUCGUCGACGGCCGCACUCGUCGCGUGCUCGCAGACAACUUCUUCCAUUCCGCCAUUGAGUCCGGGCGCUACAGCGGGCAGACCGGAAUCACGGUGCGCAUCAUCCUGCGCAUCAAGCUUGUGUCCCGCACCAUCAACGCAUACCUCAAGCGCCAGCAGUGGGAAGAAGCUGCCUUUUGGGGACUGCGGAGUAUCAAAAUCAUGCGCGAAGCCAUGGACACGGAGUUCGAGGACUUCCUUGCCCAAUUCGUCGGGGCGUUUGAUGUGGGGCUAAUAUAUCUCCGCACCGCCGUGGCGUUCAGGAAGAUGGAAGAUAGCAAGUCCGAAGAGCUCAAGCAAUACAAGGAUGAGGACGUGGCGAGCAGCAGGGAGUUGUUCCCUAUUGCGAUUAAGUAUCUACAAGGCCCGCAUCAGCGGCUUAUAAGAAAAGAGUUAGAUGAGAAUCAUGUGGAAUUAGAUCGCUUGCCGUUUAUCGACGACGCGGCGAGCGAAGUCGACAGCUUGGCGCCAAUGAAUCAGGAGGACGCAGAGAGCCCAUACACUUGCUACCUAGUUUCUCACUAUGUAUUAUCUACUCCAAAUUUCUCCAGCUUAGACAAGUAUCUAUUCCACAACAUAGUAGAGAAUGGCAUGACAUUUGAGGGAUGUCCAAGGGGAGCCCACGCCAUCCACCACGGUUCACAAGACACCGUUUCUGAGUGUGCGACAAGGGGUUUCUUCCUUGCUUAUAAAGAAGAAAGCGCUUCGGUUUUGUCCCUAACCAGUAACUCACUAUAUCUUCCACGGCUGUUAACUACGACUAGUCAACAUUCGGUACAAAUCGAAAAGAAGAAAUCCAUUGCAGCUGACUCCGGACUUAGGCAUCGAGUAUUUAAGUGCUCCGCGUUGUUCCUCGUGCACAUACGUCCUGCAAAGACCCAGAGAAGAGAGGUGUCUCUGCUGAAAGAGUUGAGAAAAAUCGGCUUUAGGAGGGCAGUGACGUGGGGUGUUAGGUCGGAGAAAGCGGUCAGUUGCGUGAAACUGCCACCGCUCAUUAUUUGGACUGGCAUUUGCCAGCCCCGAAAACAACUUCAACCCAUUGCGACAUCUAUGCUCUUUAUCGUGAGAGCACUCAACUGGGAAGUCGGCUCUCACGGCCCUCUUCGUUAUGUAGCAUCCCCUGUUCAGAUGUUCUUGGCCGCGUUUGGUCCACUCGAAGGGCAAUACAACCAUCAAUUCUUGAAUCCAUAUUUCUCUCCAUAUUUCUCUGCAGAGACGAAAGCAAUUGAUCUGGGCCUCCAAUAA